AUGUGCCGGCGCCCGCCGCGGGGUGGGGCGGGGAGAGGCGGAGGCACGUCCCCGCCGCCCGGGGAGGCGGAGGGCGAGGAGGCCUCUGUGCUAGCCCUGCGGCGCGCUCCCAGCUCGGCGCGGCGGGAGGCUCGAGCCCCGGGCUCCCUGCAGCAGCGGCGCCACCAGCAGGGAAAAGUGACGGUGAAAUACGAUCGGAAAGAGCUCCGGAAGCGGCUGGUGCUGGAGGAGUGGAUCGUGGAGCAGCUGGGUCAGCUGUACGGCUGCGAGGAAGAAGAGAUGCCCAAUGUGGAGAUCGAUAUUGACGACCUGCUGGAUGCCGACAGCGAGGAGGCCAGAGCUUCAAAACUACAGGAAGCGCUCGUAGACUGCUACAAACCAACAGAGGAAUUUAUCAAAGAGCUGCUCGCUCGAAUUCGAGGCAUGAGGAAGCUGAGCCCUCCGCAGAAGAAGGGUGUAUGAGUGUGGCCCAGGAGGACGCCCUCCCGGAGAUGAAGAUGGAGCCUGGGGCUUGGACGACAAGACGACAUUUAUUAAAGGAUAGAUGUCCUUGUGAACAGCUUUUUUGUUUUCCUAGGGUGGGGGGAAGGAUUGUAGUAGACAUUUAUUCCAGAGCGUUCCUUUGCUGUUUUUAAAGGUUUCUGUUAGUGUAGUGUUUUAAUAGCGAAGAUCUCCCAUCUCUGGCUGCAGUUUGACCGAGGCCCGUUACUGCAGGUGGAUGACCAGACGGGCUCCAGCAGGCAGUGGUUUCUGCGAAGCUCCCGAUAUUUAGGACCUUAUUCUACCGGGCGGGUGAUUUUCUUACAACUAGCUUGGUAAGACUCCCCUCUCCGCCCCCUGAAGCUGUACCGUGUGACUCCAGUGUCACAUUUCUCGUGUAGAUUUGCAGACACCCAAGUUAAACUGGAGAGGUGAGUUUCAUUUCCCACUGGUGGGUCAGACUUGGGGUGGUCCUUUCUUUGAAGGCCACAAUGGCCACUAGACACUCUUGCCACGCAUCUGCUGACCUUCCAGGUGUCCUAGGUGGCCCAAAGGGAAGCGUUUGCAGGGUGGCUGUCCUGUUGAUGACCAUGCUCCAAAAUGGUGCGAGCUGGUCCAGGGCUGACUGCAUGGACGGCUGAUGAGUUCCUUGGCCUAAAUGGCUCGCUGGUGGUCUUCUAAGUGUUGUCUGGACCCUGAAUUUGAAGAACCCCUUGGGUUGCUAGAGAGGUCCCCACUCUCUGUGUGGCGUGUUGUUGUGGGAAUGGGAAGCCCUUGCCACCCCAUAUGUUGUGGAUUCUCUCCAUGGAAGCAGGUCAGGAGGAAGGCAGCAGAGUAAGAAUCUUCCUCCAUAGGAGAAGAUCCAGGCUCUUCUUGUACUUGGGCAGCAUCAGACCAGAGUGGGGGUGAAUUGAGUGUUGUAGAGGAUGUGGAGGUGGGUAUGGGGCACUGUGCCCACCCCAUCCUCCACCCUCCACUUCCCAAUGGAGGAAGCCUCACCAUCCCUCCAGAUGAUUGAUCACAUGGGCAUUUGCUGGUCUUGAUGCUAGUAAUGGGUGUGGUAGGACCCAGGGUGGUUGGUAGGGGGCAGGGGGUGGGGCUGCCUGACCCUGAUUGCACACCUCACCCCACUUAUCUGGAGUUGUUAAGUCUGGGCACCUGCCUCCGCAGCUCCACACCAGCUCCUUGGAGAAGGAUUCAAGUCCAGAUGGGAUAUGGGUGGGGUGACAGGUAGGAGCAAAUACCCUAUGCACCAUCCAGGAGGCUCCAGGCCUCCCCACAGAGACCCCACCUGCCAGGGACUGUUUCCAGGUGGCCCUGUCAGAGAGGGCGGGGGCCAGGCAUUUUAUACCAAGGGUGCUCUGAACAUAUUUUAUUUUUUAAAAGAACUCUGUUUGUGGAUUUUACGUAUACUGGCAGGCUUUGGAAAAUGUAUUUACUUUUGUAAUGUUUACCAAUGAUUUAUUUACAAGCUAUUUACUCAAAUAAAUGGAGUUACGUACAA
This is a messenger RNA of Echinops telfairi (small Madagascar hedgehog), 1984 nucleotides long. RefSeq names its product protein phosphatase 1 regulatory inhibitor subunit 14C (gene PPP1R14C). The transcript has 5 exons. The coding region runs from base 1 to 462 and encodes 153 amino acids. Gene Ontology annotation, biological process: regulation of phosphorylation. The record is from RefSeq and is a predicted model, not a curated record. Gene Ontology annotation, molecular function: protein serine/threonine phosphatase inhibitor activity. Lineage: Eukaryota; Metazoa; Chordata; Mammalia; Afrosoricida; Tenrecidae. Gene Ontology annotation, cellular component: cytoplasm.